AUGGAACCUAGCUUUGUCUAUUCACUUAAAUUAAUCUUGUUCCUUAUCAUCACUACUCCAUGGUUUCUAUUGUCCCUUCAUGGCUAUAAUAAUAAUGUUGAUGAGAGUUCAACUUAUUCCACAUACAUAGUCCAUAUGGACAAAUCUCAAUUUCCUAACAUAUUCACAACCCACCAUGAUUGGUUUGAGGCCACAAUUCAAUCUUCAAAACCAUCCAUUCACAUAUCAAAUAGUAAUGAAAAACCAUCAAAAAAACAAUUAUUGUACUCAUAUAAUCAUGCAAUGUAUGGUUUUAGUGCAACCUUAUCUUCAAAAGAAUUAAACUCUCUUAGAAACUCAUAUGGAUUUAUUUCAGCAUAUCCUGAUAGAACCGCCACAAUGGACACAACACACACCUUUGAGUUUCUCUCUUUAGACCCUUCUUUUGGGCUAUGGAAUGCUUCAAACCUUGGUGAGGGUGUGAUUGUGGGUGUGAUAGAUAGCGGGGUGUGGCCUGAGAGUGAGAGCUUCAAAGAUGAUAGAAUGGAAAAGAAGCUUCCAUUGAAAUGGAAAGGGACAUGUGAGGAAGGUGAAGAGUUCAAUGCCUCCAUGUGCAACUUGAAGCUCAUUGGUGCUAGGUAUUUCAACAAGGGUUUGGUUGCUGCAAAACCUAAUGUCACAAUCAAGAUGAACUCACCUAGGGAUUAUGAUGGACAUGGAACUCACACAUCAUCCACUGUUGCUGGAAACUAUGUUCAUGGUGCCAAUUUCUUUGGCUAUGCCAAAGGUGUAGCUAGAGGCAUUGCACCAAGGGCUAGGGUUGCCAUGUACAAGGUAUCUUGGGAGGAGGGUCGUCAGGCUUCCGAUAUAUUGGCCGGAAUGGACCAAGCAAUUGGUGAUGGAGUUGAUGUGAUUUCAGCUUCAAUGGGGCUUGAUAAAGUUCCACUAUAUGAGGACUCCAUAGCCAUAGCUUCUUUUGCAGCAAUGGAGAAAGGCAUUGUUGUUUCAUCUUCUGCAGGUAAUGAAGGUCCAAAGCUUGGAACCUUACACAAUGGAAUCCCUUGGGUUAUAAAUGUGGCUGCAAGCUCCAUUGAUCGUACAUUUGGAAGCUUGGUUCUUGGAAAUGGUGAAACCAUCAUUGGUUGGACACUGUUUGCAGCAGAUGCUAUUGUUCAAGAUCUUCAACUUGUUUAUCAUGACACUUUAUCAGCUUGCAACUCUUCGCACAUGUUACGUGAGGUUGUUGCUGCCACAUCUGAUGGGAUCAUUAUAUGCAAGGCUAGUGAUUCAAUUUCUGUGUUUGAUCAAAUAAAUUUAGUGACUAUGACGAAUGUAAAAGGAGCAGUGUUCGUCUCAGAUGAUCCUGAAAUAAUUGAAUGGGGGCAUCUUUAUUCUCCUAGCAUUGUAAUUACUUUCAAAGAUGCAAAAUCUGUUAUCAAUUAUACACAAAGUAACAAGAAUCCAAAAGCCAGCAUCAAUUUUCAACAAACAUUUAUUGGAAUCAAGCCAUCACCAGUUGCUGCACGUUAUAGUUCAAGAGGACCUUCACCUAGUUUUCCAUGGAUCUUAAAACCUGACAUAAUGGCACCAGGAACUAGGGUUUUAGCUGCUUAUAUUCCUCACAAAACAACAGCAACAAUUGGCACAAAUGUCUUCCUAUCAAGUCACUAUAAUAUUCAAUCCGGAACUUCAAUGGCUUGUCCUCAUAUUUCUGCCGUCGCAGCACUUCUUAAAGCAGCACGUCCCGAAUGGGGCGUCGCUGCUAUUAAAUCAGCAAUAAUGACUACUGCUAAUUUUCUCGAUAACACAGAGAAUUUAAUUAGAGAUAAUGCUAACCCUAAUGAAUUUGCUUCACCUCUUGCAAUUGGAGCUGGUGAGAUUGAUCCUAAUAGAGCACUUGAUCCAGGUUUGGUAUAUGAUGCUACCCCACAAGAUUAUGUUAAUCUCCUUUGUGGUUUGAACUAUAGUUAUGACCAAAUAUUAACAAUUACUAGGUCAAGAUCCUAUGAUUGUUCAAAUCCAUCACUUGAUCUUAAUUACCCUUCAUUUAUAGUUUUCUAUAGCAAGGAAUCAGAAUCAGUGAUUCACAAAUUUAGGAGGACAGUGACUAAUGUUGGAGAGGGUGGUGCUACAUAUAGGGUUAAGGUGAGAGAACCAAUGGGAUCUAUGGUCACAGUGUUACCUAAUAUAUUGGUAUUCAAAGAUAAGAAUGAGAAGCAGAGUUAUGAGGUUCACAUAAUUUAUAUGAAGAAGGACAAUGAAAGUAAUAAUAAUGUGUCGUUUGGGGACAUUGUUUGGGUUGAAGAUGGUGGAAAACACACAGUUAGAAGCCCUAUUGUUGUGGCACCAAAUGGAAUUGUAUGA
This is a messenger RNA of Arachis duranensis, 2343 nucleotides long. Its product is annotated as subtilisin-like protease SBT3. The coding region runs from base 1 to 2343 and encodes 780 amino acids. The record is from RefSeq and is a predicted model, not a curated record. The transcript is spliced from 3 exons. Gene Ontology annotation, biological process: proteolysis. Gene Ontology annotation, molecular function: serine-type endopeptidase activity. Lineage: Eukaryota; Viridiplantae; Streptophyta; Magnoliopsida; Fabales; Fabaceae.